This is a messenger RNA of Paramormyrops kingsleyae, 3532 nucleotides long. RefSeq names its product lysine-specific demethylase RSBN1L-like. Gene Ontology annotation, cellular component: nucleus. NCBI's taxonomy places the organism in Eukaryota, Metazoa, Chordata, Actinopteri, Osteoglossiformes, Mormyridae. The record is from RefSeq and is a predicted model, not a curated record.
CGAGGCCCCGCCCCUUCCCUCUGCCUCUUACACAAACAGCACUAGAGGACGGGGAGAGUAAAUAGAGAAAGCCCCAAGAUGGCGGAGUCAGUGAGCUUCAUUCACUUCGCAGCGGCGAAUAAAAACCCACUCCCAAAGCCCAAGGAACAUAAAGAAGCGGUAGAGGGUCGUCCGCAGUCGUCCCGCGACCAUCACCCUCCACCCCCCAAGAAAGUUAGAAACGAGGAGAAGAGUCUUAAACCCAAGAAACUGAACGGGGAAGGCGGAGGAGCUGGAGGAGGCGGCACGGCGGAUAAGCAACACCAGAAGCAGAGUUAUGGCAGCCCGACAACAUGGAGCAUCGGUCCCAUCAAGGCAAGCCACUCCACGGUGCCUAUCCAGGCGCCCCGGCACAAGAUUUUUAAGCAGAGCGAUUUCCUCGCCCCCUACCCUAAGCUUAAGAAGCCCAAGGAGAAACGAGAAAAGGAAAAACUGAAGAAGAAACACAAACCUGUGUUGGAAAUAAACAGUCUUUCCAGCUCUGGUGUAAAGAAGGAAAAUGGAGAGGUGAAGUUGGUGCAGAAAGACCACAAUGGCAGGGACAAAGAAAAAGAAAAGAAGAAGGAAAAGGAAAAAGAUCGAGAGGAAAAGAAAAAACACAAAGUAAUGAAUGAGAUUAAGAGGGAAAAUGGAGAAAUCAAAUUGUUCCAGAAAGUGGAGAAGAUGAGACCAAAAAUAAACUCUGAAGAGCUCCUGAUGAAGAAGAUGAAGAAGAAAAAGAAAAAGAAACACAAAGAAGGGGAGAAACGCAGGAGGCCCAGGAUGCACAGCAGGUCGUGUCAGACCACUUGCUCGGGGCUGGUGACUAGCAAAGUGGUGACACCUCCCCUGAUGCUCCACCAGGGCGGCGCUGUUAAGGAGGAGAAGGACUGCCGUGGGCAGCCGGGGGCACCAGGCACUGAGGGCCUGGAGUUCGCCCGACUGGUGCACGUGGAGCGGCAGCCCAACGGCGGAGCUUUGGUGGCCCAUGCCUACAGCGAGGAGCUGGCCCUCCUGUCCCCUGCGGAGGCACAGCGCUUUGCCCAGGAGUUUGUCACGCUGGCCUUCAGCGAGAACGAGGCUGGCGCCGCGCACUUCGUCAUGAGCAUCGUGCAUGGGGCCGCCUCCUACCUUCCCGACUUCCUAGAGUACUUCUCCCUCAAGUUCCCCAACUCGCCCGUCAAGAUGGAGAUCCUGGGGAAGAAGGAUAUCGAGACGACCACGAUGUCAAACUUCCAUGCUCAGGUAAAGAGGACCUACUCCCAUGGGACAUACCGCGCUGGGGCCAUGCGACAGAUCAGCCUGGUGGGCGCCGUGGACGAGGAGGUGGGCGACUAUUUCCCAGAAUUCCUCAGCCUGCUGGAAGAGUCACCCUUUCUCCAACGCACACUGCCCUGGGGCACUUUCUCCAGCCUGAGGCUACGCAGCCCCACAGAGAGCGACGACGGCCCCAUCAUGUGGGUGCGGCCAGGGGAGCAAAUGAUCCCUGUCGCCGACAUGCCAAAGUCCCCCUUCAAGAGGAAAAGGUCAACCAAUGAAAUCAAGAAUCUGCAGUACCUACCUCGGACCAGCGAGCCACGCGAAAUGCUCUUUGAGGACCGGACCCGCGCCCACGCCGACCACGUCGGGCAGGGCUUUGAGCGGCAGACCACGGCAGCGGUGGGCGUGCUGAAGGCCGUGCACUGCGGGCAGAGUGCGGAUCCCCCGCGGAUAACCAAAGACGUGAUCUGCUUCCACGCUGGAGACUUUCAGGAUGUGGUACAGAGACUGCAGCUGGACCUGCACGAGCCUCCCCUCUCUCAGUGCAUACAGUGGGUGGAUGAUGCCAAGCUGAACCAGCUCCGACGGGAAGGUAUCCGCUACGCCCGCAUCCAGCUGUAUGACGACGACAUCUACUACAUCCCCCGCGGCGUGGUGCACCAGUUCAAGACAGUGUCGUCUGUCUGCAGCCUGGCCUGGCACAUCCGCUUGAAACAGUACCACCGCAAGGCAGAGGAUGGGCCCCAGGACUGCCCACAGCCACCUGACCCCGCCCACUCCCCUGCUGACAUCACCAGCCAUGGACACUCCUCCUUCACCCACAUCAAAUCAGAACCUGUGGACUCGCCUCUGGCCCCCCCACCAGAGAAUGAGCCCAAACCUCCCGAUCCCCCAAAGUCUGGGACUGCUUUAAACAAGCCCCACGCCAGCACUCCCCAGAGGUGGAGCGAGAAGCAGAGGGACAUAGCAUACCCAAAGCCCCCAGUCAUCCCCCAGGACACACGGCCCCCCACCUCUUUAAAACAUACCCUGCAUGAGCAGCAUAAAGAGUUUUUAUACUGAUUUUUGUACCAGAGAUUAACCCCCCACACACACACACACACACAAAAUGGACCAGUGGUAUGUUAUAUGGGUUUGUGAGUCCGGUGGGGCAAACAUCAGUCUGUUGCCAUGUGGAGAUGUGGAGCACAGGUAGCUAGACACAUUCCUCGGGGCCUCUCUCCAAGCACUUCGAGCUGACUGCCUCAGCAAGCAAACAGCUCCUCACAUAAUCUAUUUUUUAAGUUGUAGGAUCUUAUAGUUGCCAUAAGUACCAGUUUUGGUUUUUUUAUGACAAUUCUUUUAACGACCCCUUCACCCUCCAUAGAGUUUAUUUAUAUUAAUUUUUUGUUCAAUUUUAAAUGUCAGCACUGUAGUGUAAAUAUUUUUUUGAAAUUGUAGUGUGAUUUAUACCUAAAUUUGAACCUCCUAAUAAAGGUUCGAAACAUUGGGGCGUUUUUCCAUUUAAACAGGUGACAUGGAGCCCCUCUACGCAGGAUUUGAUUGGACAGAGAGGUAGGUCACAUGACCGAAGAACUUGUCCUGAAUGCAGCAAACAGUGAAUAAUGUAUGUAAUGUAUGUAAAUAAUUGGAAGAUGGGCAUUUAUACCAUAAUAUUUUGUUUGCAUAUAUGUAUUUAUAUAUGUAUAAUUUACAUGAAAUGUAGAUCCAUAGCACUUUGACGGGUAGGGGAAGCUCGUGGUUCAAGUUUGAUUGGACAGGAGAUCUUUCUGCAUUUAGCACAGUAUGCAGAGCAAACUGACAGGAGAUUGUUUUAAGUCCUUGUACUAUUCAGCUUUUUAUAGUGGAGUUGACACUGGUUUUAAUGGUGUGUUCUGUGAAGAGGAGGGCUAACUGGAGCUUAGCUUAUGUAAGAUGUCCAACGUUACCUGGUGGACUCAAAGGUGGCGUGACAGCAUGCAGCGUCUUUUCACACAGACCAUCUGCUGUGGUAUACACUUGGCUCACUAGUGCCUCCUGGUGUUGAAAGCAAGUCUGUGACCACGUACUGUCUGCAGGCGGCUCCCCGGAAGAGUGAGGGAGUGGGGAAGCUCGUGCUCAUGUUCCAAAGACUGUGCUGUUGAAAAUCUGUGUAAAAUCUAGCCCGCUUCCAUCUGUACGCCCUUACCACUUCACCCAUAACUUUUUUUUACUGAUCAAAUGUCAAGCGUCAAUUUUUUCUCCCUUUGUUUUAUAAAAGUGAGAGUUGAAGAGA